Amblyraja radiata (thorny skate) is the source of this 736-nucleotide messenger RNA. RefSeq names its product mucin-7-like. The transcript has 7 exons. The coding region runs from base 1 to 678 and encodes 225 amino acids. Lineage: Eukaryota; Metazoa; Chordata; Chondrichthyes; Rajiformes; Rajidae. The record is from RefSeq and is a predicted model, not a curated record.
AUGCGGUCAGGCGCUGAACCCCAGGAAACAACACCUGAACCCCAGGAUACAACAGCUGAACCCCAGGAAACAACAACUGAACCCCAGGAAACAACAACUGAACCCCAGGAAACAACAGCUGAACCCCAGGAAACAGCAGCUGAACCCCGGAAGGAUGUGUCCACCGUCCCAGAACCAGAUACAACCCCAGAUCCACCGUUGGACACAACACUGGAACCCCAGGGAACAGGGACUGGAGACUCUGGUCCGGGUUUAACUAGUGACCCAGCAGGGUCUGCAAGCUCAGAUCCAGCCUCCGUACAAACUGUGGAACCUCAGGAAACAGCAGCUGAACCCCAGGAAACAGCAGCUGAACCCCAAGAAACAGCAGCUGAACCCCAGGAAACAACCGAACCCCGGCAGGAUUUGUCCACCGUACCAGUACCAGAUACAAGCUCAGAUGGAACGUGUGGAAAUGCCCCAGGAACCGCUGACUCAGCAUCCACCUGCAAGAAACCUUCCACCGAUCAGUCUCAUGAUGAAGAAGGAGAGUACCAGUGGAUUCAGAUACAGGUGACAGACAACGGGGACAUGACUGAGGAACAAGUGAAGGCAGCUCUCAUUGUGAAGUUGCGGGAGAUGUUUGGUGACCCGAACCCCCACGUCGAGUCGGUGUCGAAAACUCUGGAGGAGGAGUGACGGGGACCGAGCUGUCAACGCCCCCUCCCCUCGUGACCCCGCCCCUCACCCCCUCCCC